Messenger RNA from Silurus meridionalis, 1560 nucleotides. RefSeq names its product P2Y purinoceptor 11-like. The record is from RefSeq and is a predicted model, not a curated record. The transcript is spliced from 2 exons. Gene Ontology annotation, biological process: cellular response to ATP; G protein-coupled receptor signaling pathway; calcium-mediated signaling. Gene Ontology annotation, molecular function: neurotransmitter receptor activity; G protein-coupled ATP receptor activity. Lineage: Eukaryota; Metazoa; Chordata; Actinopteri; Siluriformes; Siluridae. Bases 492 to 1421 code for a protein of 309 amino acids. Gene Ontology annotation, cellular component: plasma membrane.
GUAAAGGAUUUGGAAAUGGUGGCUGUUAAUUUUGUACAUUUUAUUAUAGAUGUAUUAUAGAUUUAUAUUUAUAUAUAAAUGUUGUGUAACCACAAUUUUUGUCGCAUAUAUCUGGGUGAUAGUUUGCGUAUCUGAAAAUACACAGAACUAAGAUCAAGGAAGAGGUUCUCUUCCUGUUUUCUUUCUUGUUUUUUUUUUUUAACUACCCUUAAAAAGAGACUACUGGUGAUAGACAAAAAACUCUGUUAAGAAAACGGGAAACAGGGUUCAAAAAUCUGCUGGCAAAGACACGUUGGAGAGAAGUAAAACAAGCUAAAGAGGAUACCAAUUAUACAUCGAGAAGAAUGAGUAAAAAGGAUGAAGGAUUGUAAGAAUCGAGCAUUUACACUCAGCAAGGACUGCAUUAGUUCAAACAAGAAACCUCUUGGUCAGAUUCAAUGUGAUUAGUUGGACACAUAAGAAGAAACUGAAUAGACUGCAGGCUCGGUCAAAUGAAUGAAAUCAGAAGCAUGUGUAACAGUAGAUUUCAAACCAACCUGUUACCUUCCAUCUACGGUGUGGAGAUGUGUGUGGCGCUGAUGGGGAACAUCCUGGCUCUGUGGCUGCUGGUGACUAAAGAGAGGAGGAACUGGCACACGGGAGUGGUGUUCUCCUGCAACCUGGUCAUCAGUGACAUCUUUUACGCCCUCAGUCUUCCACUUCUUAUCAUCUACUAUUCUAGAGAAUUUAACUGGGAAUUUGGUAAUGCUGUCUGCAAAAUAGAGCGUUUUCUCUUCACCUGUAACCUCUACGUCAGCAUUUACUUUAUCACAUGCAUCAGUGUUAAUCGAUACCUGGCCAUCGUUCAUCCCUUCUUCACACGCAACCAUGUUCGUCCAAAACAUGCCAAGAUCAUCAGCGUGUUUGUCUGGAUUUUUGUGGCGAGCUUUUCAUCUCCAAUCCUCUAUUAUUCAGGUGUCAGUGGGAAAAGAUGUUCUUUAUUUGCACAUCAAAACAAUACCAGCAACUCUUCUCAAUCAGACCAGAAUUCUGAAAGGGCUACCUACAGGGUGUUUAUGGCUUUAAUAGGCUGUUUAGUCCCUUUUGUAAUUACUUUUGCUUCCUAUUUUGGUGUUUUAAGAGUGGUUUUAAAAAAUGAAACUAUCACUUCAUUAGAGAAGAAAAAAGUGGCUCUGAUUGUGGGUUUAGCCUGCAUCCUGUAUGCAGUGUCCUUUAUCCCAUAUCACAUUUUACAAAUAUGGCAGUUUAAAGUAAAAGAAGAAAGGAAAGGUAAAUCUAAUUGUUAUGUUCAUGAUGGAUACCAAAUGUCAAAGGCAUUAGCCUGUGUGAACAUGUGCCUUCAUCCCAUCCUGUAUAUGGCUGUGUUUGACAGUAUCAGGGCAGUGUGCUGCAGAAGGAGCCCAGAUGUUUUAGACAGUUAAAGAAUACUUUGUCAAAGUCCCUUGACUUGACCAUGCAUAAAGAUUGCAAGAUUAUAUGAACUUGGUUAUGUUGAUUUUUGCAUUUAGCAUGCACAUUAAAGGUUUGCAUGAGCAAUAAAAUUUUGAUCGUGUAAAUGUU